AUGCUUUUGUACACAAUUGGGAUAGAGCUUCUGAGCGAGUCCAUUUUUCAUCUAUCGGGCUUGUUCAUCACGCUGUGGCUAGCGUAUGUUUUGAGAGAGGCUUUGAUAAGCUAUGUGUCGCCCAAGUGCAAGCCGUCUGACGUAUCGAACAUUCUCCCGCCUACCUGCCACAUAAAAAAGCCACAAAAGCGGCCAUACGAUGUAUAG
This is a messenger RNA of Nematocida minor, 207 nucleotides long. RefSeq lists its product as uncharacterized. The transcript has a single exon. Bases 1 to 207 code for a protein of 68 amino acids. Lineage: Eukaryota; Fungi; Microsporidia. The record is from RefSeq and is a predicted model, not a curated record.